UAUUUUACUGUUUUAUGGAAUAUUUCGUUCAAAAAAUACCCCUUUUAAUAAAUCUGCAUGUUGCCAGACCUAAGAUUGCGUGCGAAGAUCUUCCUGAACUAUUACCGCAGAUUGCAGAUAACGAGGAUAUACAUACAUUGUAGUCUUUUUAAGCAUAUGCAGAGGAUAGGAUAAAUGAUAAGCAUUUAAUGGAACCACACGCUAUGAAUUUUCAUUAAAAAAUGAUUUGAUGUGAACAAGAAACUUUGAGUCUAUAAACUAUUAAAACAGAAGAAAUAUUUUCGAUAUAUAAUUUUACUUGUAAAAAUAUUUUCUUUUCUGUAAACAUAAACUGCGCAACUUAACUAGCGGGUAUCUUUCUUUGAUCAAUCAUUUUAGC
Molecule: messenger RNA, 379 nt
Organism: Acanthoscelides obtectus
Lineage: Eukaryota; Metazoa; Arthropoda; Insecta; Coleoptera; Chrysomelidae
Source: the annotation of a GenBank genome assembly